ACGGCCAGGUGGCAGCACCUGCCGUGUGGCAACACGCCACAUACAAUACAAUGACCAUAUUUGGGAGUUGCUAAGAGCAACAUUGUAGUUUACAAAUGGAGGUCAUGUCUUGAUGUAAAUCUGUACAUUGUAACCUUUAUGUACUGGAUAAGGCCUUCCUGAGUAUCAAUGAGGCAUGGACUUAGUGAGAUGAAUGAAAUGUAAAGACUUCUCGCAUUUUAGACGAAUUUAGUCGGAUUUUAGGAUACAUCAUUAGGAAUUUUGACAGACCCUUGUUAAAAAUGACAGGUGUUGUAGCCCAGCGGGUAGUUUUGUCCGAUUCUAAUUUCAAAACACGACCUGAAUUCAGGUCCUACUUAAAGACUGAUAACAACUGUGGCAACAAUGUUGUCCGGCAGAUUGAAGAAAAACGCCGCAUCAGACAAAUGAAAUUCCCGACGCUGCGGGGACGAAAAGACGUCGACUCGUUUCAAUCCUCCACUCCAUCAACACCUGGGUUUAAAAAGUAUAACGAUGAAGGCGAUCAUCGUGUCCCAGCUCCAUUUCGUUCAUUCGAUAAUAUCGUCGAUCCAGUUUCUGGGUUCGUCAGUGCAGGGGGUGACCUUGACAGGAAUACUGGAGUCCAGGGUUUGAAAUGUCUCGCUCAACUAAAUCUAACGCCCCAGGCGACUAUUCCUCAGGAAGUUCAUUCGAUACGUAAAGGAAUGCGUGGUGCCCCUCCACCUACAAAUCGAGAAACGGAAAGGGACCCACCGGCGCCAUAUGCGUGGAACAGUCGUGAGAUGUCAGAGAGGGCCAUCAGGGCGGCCCUGGGAGGUUGGACCAGUGAUGUAGAUCCAAGGAAAGCUCAAGAGGAAAAACUCAGGGGAACAGAGAAUGUCCCAAAGACCCCCUCAGCAGCAGCCAAGGACAAGCGAGACCAGUUAGCCCUCAAAUAUAUGUACACAUCCUCCACACAAAGACAGUACGAAGACUUGCCCUGGGACAGUAUGCUGCACCCGCGGUUAUGGACAAAGCCGACCACAUUUGAGGGUAAGCCGGACAAGGUCUCACAGCGAUGGACAAUUAAGCGAUACGAACCAGCAGCUGAUGAGUGGCAGCAUCCGGGAAGAGCAUGGGACUGGUUCCAGCACAGAGAUACAUACUUUGGAAAUAGGCCUGCGACAUUCUGCAGUGCCAACCCCAGAUCCCAACAGAUUCCUGGUUAUAGUGGGGCUGUUGGUGGGACAAACCUUGGUGAAAUUGACAAUGCGGGAGAAUCCUUCUCGCCACUAACAUGUAAACGGACCCCUCUUCCAAGACCAACGGACACAUCACACCGUCCUAAUAUCCCUGGUUAUAAGGGUUGUACUUGGUAUAAGCCACAUACUGCUCCAGCUCACAGUAACAUGUCUGAUCCAAUACCGCAGACUACAGCUAGAGUACACAGAGAACUCCCAUUGACAGCAACGCCAAGCACAACUGAGCACAAACGAGACUCGCGCAUGUCUAAAAUGGUCACCACAGUCCCUCCCUGUAACCCAUUCAAUAAAGUAGACAAAGAAGAAGUUUGAAGUUAUUUUUUGACUGUCCUGGGGGAUUUUAAAAUGAUUUUAAUACUCUGGAGGAUACUAUAAACAUGGAAAUAUUUGCAUGCCUUUUAUUUUUACGUUUCACAUUUUGCAGAAAAUGAAAUAAAAUCGAAAUGAAUGAAUGAUCCCAAUAUCUUUUGAAUUAACUUGUCCCUAAGGCAUUUCAUUUUCAAAUUGAUGUUGAAGACAUAUCCACCUGCCUGAAAAUCAAUCAGAUAUCAAAAUCCUGUCAAUUUCGGAUGGGACAAAAAGUAAUGAAAUUUUGGAUAUCUUAAAAAAAUUACAGUAUGAUAUCAAACAGAUAACAGUAGGAUAUCAUAAAAAAGAUAUCCAAUUGAUAUCUGCCCAUAUCUGCAUUUGGAUGUCCGUUUAUAGUUGUCUAUAUUCAAGGAUAUCAAACGGAUAUCAACAAUUUCUAUAUUCCUGUUAAAAUUUAUGUAGCUAGUAUAGUGAAUUAUAGUUCUAGUCAGUUUAGCCAAUAUUAAGGGGAUGCAUUCUUCUGUCAUGGUGGACCUAUACUCAAUGAAACCAACAGACUGAAUUGCGGAAUUGGACACUUUGUUGUCAGUUUCCGGAUUGAUAUGAAUAUCGACAUUAUUUCAACAGUCAUGGGGAGGUAGGUUGUUUAGUGCCUUUGGUUACUGGUCUGCAAGCUGGGAUCUCAUGUCUUGAAGUGUAUGCUCAGUGGGGCCUAGUAGUUGUUGUUUUUUUCGAUGAAACUAUAUUAGUAUUUGGUCUUGUUAGUAUGGAACAAAAUUAGCCGUCCAAUUAUUUUUGUCUUCCAACAGGCCUAGUUGUAUCAUUUAAUGCUUAAUACACUUUCAGGCAUAUAUUGUUGGUACUAUCUGAAGUAAAGUUUUAUGAGUUCGGAUGUGCUUAAUCCAAUUUUUUGGUAAAACUGAAAUCCUUGAGCAAUCCGGUAUUAUAACUUAGAGUGGUGAUGAAAAAGGAUUAUUAUAAGUUGUCCGAGUAGAAAAACAAGGGAACUAUUCAUCCAAAUUUGAAUGGGUUUUACCAAGUCUUAUUUCUGUCUUCAUCACAUCAGUGUGGCAAUUUUGUUGUGAGUGCAUUUUCACUCUUGAUUUUCUGUGAUUAAUGAAACUUUUCUGUUUGUAAAUAAAUGUGUGUAUGUGACCCGCCACAUCAAAUUCGGUUGAACUGUCCGCUUUCUGAUUACCCCAUAAUCAGCCCAUUAUCUAAGUACUCUGCCAAUAUGGCAAACACUGACUUGCUAUCCAUUUUGGUGUGAUAGGUCACAUAUUUGUAGUGUUGAUAUUUAUAUAUAGUUAUGAUCGCUAGUUUCUUUCGAUCCAUAAGGAGGAGUGGUGUGAGUUGUUCCUGGGCCAAAUCUAAGCGUGCGAUGAUAUGGAGACAUUUUCAAAUGUAACGUGACAUGAAAAACGAACAAGUCAGUUUCAAAGAGUGGGCUACAUACGAUUCACUCAUCUUAAUUCACCCUCGUUGGAAAAAGGUGACAAUGUUGAAACCACUUGAGACAUCAUUUGUCGAGUAGCCUACCGGUACUGAAACCAGCCAUUGUAUAUUGUAUGUGCACCUUUUGCUACGCAAGUCUUAAUAAAAUGCUUUA
Molecule: messenger RNA, 3159 nt
Organism: Lineus longissimus
Lineage: Eukaryota; Metazoa; Nemertea; Pilidiophora; Heteronemertea; Lineidae
Product: protein SPMIP7-like
Exons: 9
Coding region: 282-1553 (423 amino acids)
Source: RefSeq, a predicted model, not a curated record